Messenger RNA from Hevea brasiliensis (rubber tree), 432 nucleotides. RefSeq names its product classical arabinogalactan protein 9-like. Lineage: Eukaryota; Viridiplantae; Streptophyta; Magnoliopsida; Malpighiales; Euphorbiaceae. The transcript has 2 exons. The record is from RefSeq and is a predicted model, not a curated record. The coding region runs from base 1 to 432 and encodes 143 amino acids.
AUGAUACCUCCCAAUCCCGAUUCCCCUCCACAAGCGACACCCCCACCACCUCCCACAACCACCUAUAAGCGGAAAGUUAGGUCGAAAUCUGUGCGACCAAUAUCCUCUGCCCCUCCUCUAUCCAAACGCAAAGAACCACCCACCCCAUUUUCAGAACCACCACCCAAAAACCCAAAACCUCAGCCUCCACACAAGCCAAAUCACCCUCUUCCAGCAAAAAGCAAAUGGUUCAGUUUACCACAUUCUGAUAUUGCACAACCUGCAGCAGAAACUGAGCCCAUUGCACAACCAGAAGCCCAACCUUUCCCAUCACCCCACAAAGACUCUACAACCUACCCCACCCCUCGAUGCACAGAGACCCCAGCAGCCUUCUCGCCCACACCUCCUACAAGUGAACCUUCCUCAUCCACCCCUCUCCGCAUUCAACACUAA